Bombus huntii is the source of this 664-nucleotide messenger RNA. RefSeq names its product PAXIP1-associated glutamate-rich protein 1 (gene Pa1). The record is from RefSeq and is a predicted model, not a curated record. Lineage: Eukaryota; Metazoa; Arthropoda; Insecta; Hymenoptera; Apidae. The transcript is spliced from 3 exons. The coding region runs from base 81 to 536 and encodes 151 amino acids.
UAACCCGAUCCUACAUGUUUUACUUCAAUUUAUAUUAAUUAUUUCAUUGAGGUUUUUAUAUAACUUGGAGGUGAUAGAAGAUGGAGCGCAACGAAGAAGAUUGGUCGAUAGAAUGUUCAGACGAUGAGAAAUACGAAAUGGAUGGAAAAAACGAAUGGACUUUGAAACCUGACGAUAUAUUAACAUUGAUCGAGGCCCUCGAAGCCAAUAACAGAGCUUUGGAACUCGACUGGAAGUGUCCAGGUAGAAGAGGUCCAUCACCUGUUCCUUCAAGCAAUCGGCAGCAAGAUAAUGGCUCGCAGGAGUACAAGACCGAAGAAAAGUCAGACUUUGAUUUCAUGGAUGAGAUGUCGUCGCCGAGAUUACCGGUUCGUAGAACUGGAGAAAGCACUCCAAAAGGAAGUGCUAAGAAGAAGACUGCAAGUUUUAACGGUGUACUAUCAACUAUGUUACGACAUCGUAGAUUAGAACAGCAAGAAAUUAAUUCGAGUCCAAAAAAGAUUGAAUCAUCCGUAUCAAAGAUGCAGCCAACGUAAUAAUCAUCCGUGUUAAAGACGCAGCCAACAUAAUCGUUACAUUGAUGCAUUGCGGUAUAAAUGUUAUAUAUAUAUAUAUUUAUAAAUUAUAUUUAUAAUAAAGUUUAUAUUAAAUUUUGAUACAUGAA